This is a messenger RNA of Chaetomium globosum CBS 148.51, 3348 nucleotides long. RefSeq lists its product as uncharacterized. The record is from RefSeq and is a predicted model, not a curated record. The transcript has 3 exons. NCBI's taxonomy places the organism in Eukaryota, Fungi, Ascomycota, Sordariomycetes, Sordariales, Chaetomiaceae. The coding region runs from base 1 to 3348 and encodes 1115 amino acids.
AUGGGCAAUGCUCAGUCCGCCGAGGCGCCCCGGAGGGCCUCCCAGAGACUGUCCAAGCCGAAGACGGGCAAUCAUGCGACAUCUGGCCUGCUGAGCCCCGGUGCCUUUUCGAAUAACUCCCGCCGUUAUUCCAAUGCCCCGCUGCCCAACCCUCCCGCACCAUCUUCAGCGGUUGUCUCGACGCCAACAACGUCGUCUGCCGGCGAGGUAUCGAGCGGUCUUGGCCAGCACAUCGACGGUGUCAUGCCGUCGCAUCCAGCGCCGGCCUCACAGAAAGAAUCCAAGCGGAGGAGCUUGUUCCGUUCUAGGUCAACUCGCGCUGCUGGUUCCACUCAGCCGAGCCAUGCUGGUGGGCUAGGCUCGCGAAUAGCGGACAGGAUGAGCAGGACUAGCUCCAUGACAUACGAGUCUGCAGUGGCGUACUAUGGACAGACAAAUCCUGAGAGUCAGUUGCCACGGGUCGAAUCUCACAAGUCGUGGAACUACGACUUGACCUCGUACGAAGCAAAACGCCUACUCAAUUUGGCCGAAGAACCGCAGCUCGAGCACACCGUAGCCAUGUCAGAAAAUAGGGCGAUGACGGUCACGGAAACCACGUGGAAGAGUUCAAACCCGGCCCACCCGCCCAGCGCACCGAUUACCCGUACAAACUCCGACGCCUCGCUGUGUAUGCCGGUCCGGAGACGGUCUAUCAUUCGAACCCCCGGCGUAGCCACCCGGUCGAGUUCCAUGCGUGACAUUCCUCCCCCGCCACGCCCCAGCGUCCGCCAUAGCCUCCCCCCAACGCCGAGCUUGUCACGGCAACACUCGGUGGAGUCGUACAGGAGCGGCAUUAUGUCAAUGCCACCCCCCAUUCUCGAUUCGGAUUCCGUGAUGCGAGUGGCCACCCCGUGUGAAGACAAGUAUUUGUCCAUUGGGGCUUUCAAGCUUGGUUCGCUACGCAUCACGAACGGCUCUCCCAGCCCAGUCACCCCGGACAUCGAUAAUGCUCAUGAAAACGGUGGCUGGGGUGCAGGCCAUACCGUGGCACGGGAUAACUACGCUUUGAGGGCACAGGGCAGCGAGGGUGGUGUCACCACUGUUGUCGAGGCGCAAGAUUCCAUACCGUCUCCCAAGUUUCUAAAUCAGAUCCGCCAGAGCCCGUCCUCAUCGCCAACCCAGUCACAGCCGAUGAGUCCUGCACUCCAAACAACGUCAAAAAUGACGGCACAGGAGGCUCAACUUUUUGAUCUCGAACCAUCUCCAGAAUAUUCUUCGGUUGAGGUUUUGGACGUUCGCCUAGAUCCCAACGCAAAACCACCACAUACGCAGACCGAGCGGCCCGCGGGUGCUGGCAUGACAAGGAAUGAUAGCGGCUUCGUUUCUACCGAGAGUCCAGCGUCUGAGGCUUCCUGCAAGCUCUUGGCCAAAGCGGAUUCCGGGUACAGUUCAAACGUAUCCCUGCGCUCGUUCCAAGUCAAACCUCGAGGCUCUGCGAAUCGUCUAGUGCCGGCCGCCUCAGAGAAGCAACCACCGCGAUCAUCGAACCCUGGGGGCGGGCCGAUGGGUUCGGGGAAUCAAAACGCCUUGCAUCAGACUGAUGUGCUCUACCCAACGACCCCCGAAAGGGAAUCGCCGCCGCCCGUACCCCCAAAAGAUGCCGCUCGGUAUUCUUCAGUUCCCCAGCCAAGACUGAACGGUACUCAAAACACAGUUCCCGUCGACACAUCGGAGGAGAGUAGGGCGAACCCAACCCGGACAGCGAUGCACGCUCUGAGCCCCAUUGCCACCCGGGUGCCUCGACUCAGAGGGCCGAUGUCACCGGGAUCUGAGCUCCGCAGCCCAGACAGCUCCAAGUCGUCUAUCUCGGACAAGCCAGGAUCCCCGCGCGCUCGGCAACCCGGCCGUCUACAGCGGCUAUUAAGCGGAGCUCGUCGUUCCACCGCUAGCCCGCCAACAACCCACGUCACGCACACUCCCGAACAAGACAGCGUUCGGCCUUUGCCCCAAGCGGUCCGGUUUCCUUCAGCAGCGAAGAGACUGGCAUUGAAAUCACGCUCCAGCCUCGAUACUCUGAGAACGAUUUUCAGUGUCGGAAGCACCGAGGCUAACCUUGACGCGAUAAACACAGCGGAUGGUCUCGACCCUAUUUUGACUUCCAGCACCAACCCUAUGGCACAUGCCCUUACAAGAAAGCCGAUAACCCGAAAACCGGUUCCAAUUCGCCAGGAACUAACGGCAGACGGCACUCAAACUGCCAGCAACAGCCGUGCGAAUGGCGACAGCUAUGCCAUAUCCCCGGCGGACGCCCAGGCUCCCGUGCUCCCCGCGAAGUCGAGUAGGAGGACCCUGAGCCUUACAUACCUUGGGGAGCGAGGAGCGGCGCUGGACCGUCGCGGGUCUGACUUGAGCUUCAUCCACUCCACGGCAGACCUUCCUUCCCCUCCACUCCCCAGCCCAGUUGCUAAGGCAGUGUUGGCUGAGAGCAACAGUGGGACGCUCCAGCCGGCCACCACACUGAGGCGGCCCUUGUCCCUUCGCGUGCCGCCUAGUCUCAGCCGCAAAGCCAGCCGCGAGAGCAUCCAAAGCUAUCCUGUUGCACACGCCCUCACGAACAAAUCCAGUAUGGAGAGUAUUCAUAGUCGUUCCUCGAGCCAACCCGGUGUAGGAAGCAGUUUUGCACACUCGAGGACGCACAGCGGAGUCUCCAUGGACCCCCGGCGGCUCCAGUCAUUCCGGCAGCGCAGUCCUCAAACUUCGCCCUAUAAUUCUCCGGUUCGAGAGACACAGGCCGAUCAUGGUAUGGCAGGCCAAGGCUCUCAAACUUUCUCUAGGAGCAGCAGUCGCCACAACUCUAUCUCUUCGAUCCACAGCGAGGGUGUUUAUCGCUCCAUGAACGCCCAGGGGUGGCAAAUCCGAACGGCCCAACAAACCCUCAAACACCGCGCAAGCUUCGAUGGCUACGGCUACCAGCAGUGGUUCCCCCAAGCCGGACACCCUCCGUCCAUGUCGAACGGCUACACUACCCCCACCAGGCCGUCAUAUGGCCUGCACAAUAGCGGGCAACUGGGUGCCGCUGCCACGUGGAGCAGGAGCCAGGCCGAUGCCGCUGCCGGGCAGUGGUACCAGAGCGGGCAGAAUCCCCCCUAUACCCAGGUGGCCGCCUCCAGGUGGAGCAUAUUCAUCCUGAUUUCCGUUCGAGCAAGCUUGCGCAGACAGCCAGCGGCUGAGAACAGGACCACAGGACUGUUCAUACAUUUGGAUUUUGACGGCGAGGCCCUUGUUCGUUUCAUAUGUCUUUUUUUCUGGAUUGGCAGGAGUCUCGUUACUUAUACCCUGGAGACGCGGAUUUCUGACAUGGCGGAUUGA